Meriones unguiculatus (Mongolian gerbil) is the source of this 8069-nucleotide messenger RNA. Its product is annotated as zinc finger protein 709-like. Bases 3130 to 5796 code for a protein of 888 amino acids. Gene Ontology annotation, biological process: negative regulation of transcription by RNA polymerase II. The record is from RefSeq and is a predicted model, not a curated record. Lineage: Eukaryota; Metazoa; Chordata; Mammalia; Rodentia; Muridae. Gene Ontology annotation, molecular function: DNA-binding transcription repressor activity, RNA polymerase II-specific. The transcript is spliced from 4 exons.
CUUCUUUUUCACUUAGUGCCUAAGCUGUGGUCUCUUUGAUUCUGAGUAUUUGUUUGUUUUAAAAGCAAUUCACAUUGUUUUUCUGACCUGUCCUGCAGGUCAGUCGAAUGAGACCCUAAGAGAGGGGGUGAGAAUGGGGUGGGACAAGAGACGUGAAGAAUGGAGACAAGACAAUUCUGAUCAAGUCUCCAUUUAUUGUUCUUUAGGUUACAGCUUAUAAGGAGUAAGAAUGGGCAAUUUGUGGGGGAGGAACAGGUUUCAGUGAAAAUCACAGAGCAGGUCAUUCUAAAGGAAGUUCUCAAAGCAGGAGGAAAGUCCUCAUAUUAUACCUUCCAAAUCUAAAUGGUUGAGCAAACCAUUUAGGAAACAACAUCUGCGGUCCAGGGGUAAAAAAUCACCAUGCCAUGCUAGCCACAAUGUGCCUCAUGGAUUUCAAGCAGGCAAGAGUCAAACAGCCAGUUUAUGGCCCCACACAUUUUUCUAAGUGGCCAGGCUGGCCACCAUUGAAAUCUGCUGAUAUAUGUCUUUGAACAGUGCUGGCUCAGUGGAGCUGAGGGUAGGUUGGCCAGUCCAGCUGGAUGUCCUCUGUGGCUGAGCUGGAUGGUGAGUGUCGAACGGUUCUUGAGUUGGGUGUGAGGAUUAAAAUUAAUAAACACACAGCACACAGGAAACUUUUUAGAGGUCCAGACUAGAAAAAAGGCAGACUGCUCUAGCAAGUCUCAAGUCUGCCUCCUCCUCUGCCUCUAGCCUUCUCACCACUUUAUUAUUUGAGGAGUUCCUUUAGCCAGUAAAACAUCUCAGAACAAUGGGUUAAUUUGUACAAGGAGCCUGAGGAAGAGGUGUAACCCUCACCAGCUAUCCCACCUGUUGUCACAAACAAAAGGAGAUGGACUUGCAAGUUCUUCUCUGCCAUUAGUAAAAGGCCUCCUAAAAGCCAUCUCUCUGCUGAGAUUUAAAUAUCAAAGCAGGCCAAUGAGUCUGGGCUCCUGAUAGACACAGAGCCAGGAGAUCUGUUGAAGUAGGAACUCUAUUUAUUAAAUUAAGAAGCCCCUUUUAUAGGUUUGAUCAAGGGGCAGGAUUAAGGAAGUGAGGUAAGAUAACGUAGAGGGUGAGGUUAAGUGGUGUAAGGUGAGGUGGGCCAGUGACAAAACUCCAUGUAACAGUUACCAAGCAGGGUUAAUUUUAAGGCGGAUAUGCUGAAUCACUUUUGCCUGGAAGUGGCGCCUCUUAAAUCAGAAGCUAAAGACAGGUCUCCAAACUUGAGCCAGGCUCAGGUAGAUGCAGCAGGCCUUAUCAGGCCCAACAGAACAGCAUAGGGUUCUAAAGCAGAUAAUUUUGUUCAAUGUCUGUAGGUCCCCUGUGGGGACUUAGAAUGUUCAUAGCAUUAAUCCUUGGCAAUCUUCAUUGGUGUUAUCAAAACCCAGGUGUUUUAAUGUUACCCCUUGAAUUUGUUGUCCUUUUACCUGGUAAUAGCACCUUUGAGUCUUCCUAUGAAAUCAGCCUAAGGCUCAGAAGGACCUUGUAUGAUUUUUACAUGAGUAGAACUGUAGUCAGGUUUGAGGGUGCCAUGUGUAGCUGAGAUCACCAUGGGUGUGUUGAGGGGAUGGCUCACUGCAUGGCAGAGUCCCUUUAAGCUUUUAGCUGUAUGGCAGAGAUCCCUGUGAUUGCUUAGAGCCAUGUCUGGCCCUUGGUCUCUCUUGGUCUUCUUGUUGUUGCUCCUGGGGGUUUCAUGGUGAUCAGGAAAAUAAUGAGGGCAGGUUAUGGGGGAAUGGAGAAUGAUUCCCUCAGGGAGGAAAACUAUGUGACUAGAUGAAAGUUCAACACCUCUUUCACUCCUACUCAGCCUGAGUCUCUGACUACCCCAAAUGCUUUAAGAAAUGUUACUUUAUCUGAACCCACUAAAGGUUCUUUAAUGUGUCCUGGUGAUUGUAUUCUGAGAGGCACUGAUCCCAGGAAACAUUUUUUGGAUAAAUGGUAUGAGGGACUUAGUGGUACACUAGACACAGGAAGCUGGAAGAUCUCUGAUUACCCGGAGCAAGGCUUAAAGUCUACACUUGUGCCUAGAAUAGCUGGUGCAAGAUCAAAGGGGCAGGGGGAAGGUAUGCUUACAAUUAAUUAUAAAAUUGCCUGCAGUUAGGUCUAAGUUUCCAGACUAUGCAGACUACUGGUUGGCAGGAAGAACUUGGUAUGCACCCAGAGGAAAGAAUUCUGUUAAAAGUGGAAUUGUCUUGACUCCCUCUCUGCCAUAUACAGGGGAACGCACAGAAGGAGUUAGGAUAGUACAGCAUCAUGGAAAAGGAGUAGAAUAGAACCAUCUUCCUUUGGGAAUGUACGAGCAGAGCAGGGCUGGCUUGUAGACCUAAGGUACAGAGGAAUGUGCUUCAGAAUGAAUGCUUAGUGUGCUAGAAUAGGGAGCAGCUUGUGCAUUAGGCCUCUUAAAGAAUAGAAUAACUCUGAGAUUUGUUUCUCAAGACUCGGAGUCUGGCAGGUUAUGCCCCGAAAGGGCAGUCUGACAAAAUAUCUUAACUAGUACAGAAAGACUUAGUCAUUUGCUAACCUCAGGGGCCAGCUGUUUCCUGCCAGACCUGCUGAGAGGGGUGGAGCUCUUUAAAUGUAGGGUUGAUGGCCUGUGAGUAACUUUUGUUCCCUGGACAUGGAAGGAAGAAGUGGGAAUCAUUGUGAGGCAGUCUUGAAAGUUCUUGGAAAUUGGUUAUGUAAAGCCAAGCUGCACAGACUUUGCUGCACAAAAUGGUUUUAUUAGUGAAAAGAAAAUGAAAGAUGUUCUUUGUGUGAGAAGGCAGAGAGUGUGUGAUCAGCAUGUCCCUGUGUGUCUCCAUUUCUCCCUUGGAGACCCCGCACUUCCUCAGAAACUGAAUCCUGCUGGAGCUGGACUCUGGCAUCAGAUCCUGAGACACUUAGGGCCCUAAGGGAGAUGCUCCUGUCACUCAGACCGCAGUAGCCAAUCAGUGCCUCCAGAGCGACCCGCCAGCCAUAACGGGGAGGGCACUUCCGGUCGGUCUUUCUUAAAGCUCAGCUAAGGUAUGGAGGGAGCCUGAGACAGUUCGGUAAGCUGCGCUGUGAGCCCCUGCAGCGAACCGAGGAGAGCGGGGCGAGCUCGGAGCCCGCGCCAUGGCUGCUGUGUCCUAUGAGGAUGUGCAUGUGAACUUCACUCAUGAAGAGUGGGCUUUGCUGGAUUCUUCCCAGAAGAGUCUCUACAAAGAUGUGAUGCUGGAAACCUACUGGAACCUCACUGCUAUAGGCUACAGAUGGGAAGACCAGAAUAUUGAAGAACAUUGUCAGAGUUCUAGAAGACAUGGAAGGUAUAUUGUCUGUCACCCAAGAUACAAGCCAUUUGAGCAUAAGGGAUAUGGAACGAAACAGUGUACCUCUCCUCCUACAACAGUUAGAGGAUAUAUAGUAGUCCCUGCUAUGAGUAGACUUCAUGAAUGUGAUAUGAGUUUACAAGUCAUUGGUAUUGCAACUACAGUGGGAAUACAUCAACAAACUCACCCUGAAGAAAAGCCUUACAAGUACAAGGAAUAUAGGAAUUCUUUUGUUAGUCCUAGUUCACUUUGCACUUGUAGUGUGACUCACACUGUAGGAAAAUGUUAUGAAUGCAGUCAGUGUGGGAAAAAUCUAAGUUCUUCCAGUUCUCUUCAAAGAUGUGAAAAAACUCAUAUGGGAAAAGGAAGUGAGAAAUAUGAGCCAUGUACUAAAGGCUUUAACCAUCACAGUUAUCUUCAAACUCACAGAACUAACACUGAAGAGGAUCCCUACAAUCAAUGUGACAAAGCCUUUGGAUCUGAUUCCACUUUACAAUUACAUCAAAGAACUCAUUUGAAAACAAAGCCCUAUGAAUAUAAUCAAUAUGAAAAAAACUUUGCACAUCAUGGUUGUCUUCAAGUACAAAGAACUAAUAAUAGAGAGAAACUGUAUGAAUGUAAUCAGUGUGGUAAAGCCUUUACAAGUCGCCAUAAUCUUAAAAUACAUGAACGAAUUCAUACUGGAGAGAAACCCUACGUGUGUAAUCAAUGUGGUAAAGCCUUUGCACAUUUCACUAGUCUUCGAAAUCAUGCAAAAACUCAUACUGGAGAGAAACCUUAUGGAUGUAAUCAAUGUGGUAAAGCCUUUGCAUGUCGCAGUAAUCUUCAAAUACAUGAAAGUUCUCAUACUGGACAGAAGCCCUAUGAAUGUAACCAAUGUGGUAAAGCCUUUGCACAUGUCAUUUAUCUUCAAAGGCAUAAAAGAAGUCAUACUGGAUACAAACCCUAUGAAUGUAAUCAAUGUGGUAAAGCCUUUACACAUUCCAGUCGUCUUCAAAAACAUUAUAAAAACCAUACUGGUGAAAAACCCUAUGAAUGUAAUCAAUGUGGCAAAGCUUUUGCAAGUCGCAGUAAUCUUCAAACACAUGAAAGAAGUCAUACUGGAGAGAAACCGUAUGUAUGUAGUCAAUGUGGAAAAGCCUUUGCAAGUCGCCGUAAUCUUCAAAUACAUGAACGAAUUCAUACUGGAGAGAAACCCUAUGUGUGUAAUCAGUGUGGUAAAGCCUUUGCACAUUUCACUAGUCUUCGAAAUCAUGCAAAAAUUCAUACUGGAGAAAAACCCUAUGGAUGUAAUCAAUGUGGUAAAGCCUUUGCAUGUCGUAGUAAUCUUCAAAUACAUGAAAGUACUCAUACUGGACAGAAGCCCUAUGAAUGUAACCAAUGUGGUAAAGCUUUUGCACAUGUCAUUUAUCUUCAAAGGCAUGAAAGAAGUCAUAUUGGAGGCAAACCAUAUGAAUGUAAUCAAUGUGGUAAAGGCUUUAUACAUUUUGGUGGUCUUCAAAAACAUUACAAAAACCAUACUGGAGAAAAGCCCUAUGAAUGUAAUCAAUGUGGUAAAGCCUUUACAAGUCGCAGUAAUCUUCAAACACAUGAAAGAAGUCAUACUGGAGAGAAACCGUAUGUAUGUAGUCAAUGUGGAAAAGCCUUUGCAAGUCGCCGUAAUCUUCAGAUACAUGAACGAAUUCAUACUGGAGAGAAACCCUAUGUGUGUAAUCAAUGUGGUAAAGCCUUUGCACAUUUCACUAGUCUUCGAAAUCAUGCAAAAAUUCAUACUGGGGAGAAACCUUAUGGAUGUAAUCAAUGUGGUAAAGCCUUUGCAUGUCGCAGUAAUCUUCAAAUACAUGAAAGUUCUCAUAAAGAAGAGAAACCCUAUAGAUGUAAUCAAUGUGGUAAAGUUUUUGCACAUAUUGUUUACCUUCAAAGGCAUGAAAGAAGUCAUAUUGGAGAUAAGCCAUAUGAAUGUAAUCAAUGUGGUAAGGCCUUUAUACAUUUCAGUCGUCUUCAAAAACAUUUAAAAAAUCAUACUGGAGAGAAACCCUAUGAAUGUAAUCAGUGUGGUAAAGCCUUUGCAAGUCGCAGUAAUCUUCAAGCACAUGAACGAACUCAUACUGGAGAGAAACCGUAUGAAUGUAAUCAAUGUGGUAAAGCCUUUGCAAGUCGCCGUAAUCUUCAAAUACAUGAAAGAAUUCACACUGGAGAGAAGCCCUAUGGAUGUAAUCAAUGUGGCAAAGCCUUUGCUUGUCGAAGUAAUCUUCAAAUACAUCAAAGUACUCAUACUGGAGAGAAACCUUAUGGAUGUAAUCAAUGUGGUAAAGCCUUUGCACAUGUCAUUUAUCUUCAAAGGCAUGAAAAAAGUCAUACUGGAAGCAAACCUUAUGAGUGUAAUCAGUGUGGUAAAGCCUUUGCAAGUCGAAGUAAUCUUCAAAAACAUGAAAGAAGUCAUACUGGAGAGAAACUUUCUGGAUGUAAUUGAUGCAAUAAAACUUUGACAUGUCAGUGUAACCAUCAGACUUGUCAAAGAAUUCAUACUGGAGAGAAACCCUAUGAAUGAAAUGAGUGUGAUGAUGCCUCUGCAUGUUACAGUUUUCUUCAAAGGCAGGAAAGAAUUUUUACUGGAGAGAAAUACAUCAGUUUAAUAAAUGCAAUUGAGCCUUGCAUAGCAGACACAUUUUUCCUGCUGAGCAAUCUCACUGUUGUUCAUUUAAGAUUAGUAGAAUUAUUUUAUCAAUAAAAUAUUGCCUUGUUUUCAAAUUGUAUACAAAUUGUCAUUCAAGAACAGAAGUACACUGAACAAUUUGAAUAAUAAAACCUAUUGGCAAAUGAAAAUGAUAUUUAUACUGCCAUCCAUUUUUAUGGGUUAUGUUCGCUUAUUCUGAGGGAUAAAUACUUAUUCUUAACAUUUUCUCAGAAACACAAAUGAAUAGCAGAGAAUUGUCUCAGUGGGUAAAGGUGGUUUCUGCUAAGCCUGAUUUUAUUCUCCGGGAGAGCUACAUUACUCCUACAGGUUUUACUCUGACCACUACACUUGGGUUGUAUGCACACUCACAGCCCAGCACAUAUAUAAAUACUUUUGAAACUGAAAUGAGUGCCACUACAGUCACUUGCCAGGUUAAGACACUUUCUCCUAAACUUGACUGCUUUGCUUUGAUCUUUAGUACUGACAUAGAGACAGUAAAGAAUAGACACCUGUAAGUUGCCCUCUGCCUUGUACAUGCAUACCAUGGCAAAGGUCAAGUUUUUUAAAGAAAUGAAAUUAAAAAAGCAUAGAAAAUAACCAAAAUAUUGAAAACAUAGGAAACAAUUUACCAGUUGAAGUUAAUACUUUGUAGCAGUUCCUGAAGUGUUACCGUUCAAUAAAAUAAUAAUUGUUCCCAUUUAAAGCUUAUUUGUCUCUGCUUCAAAGAUGUGUCAUUUUUUAACAUAUCUCAGUUGGGUGCAGUGGUUUAUUUUGGAGAGAUGCAAAUGGAUCUCUUUUAGUUUGAGGCCAUCUUGGUCCACAUGGUGAGUUCUAGGACACCCAUAGCCAUGCAGAGCAAUCCUGUCUCAAAGAAACAAAAAGAAUAAGUAAACAUAGCACAUAUCACAUUAUGGAGUUUUCCUAGUAUACUGUGGACUCAUAUCUACUCAACUAAAUCCUUCCUUGUCUUUGCCUGAAUGAAGAGAACAGCGUUAGCAAUGACAAUAAGUAAUGUGCUGAGUCCAUUUACAGAGGAAUAGAAAUCCAUUCAAUACUUUGAUGACCAUGUCGUAGAGACUUUGAUCACAUACAAGUGAGAGAAGAUGUAGGACUAAUGGGGCAUCUUCAUCUGCUAUAUAAUGACAUUUGGGUGAUGGACACUUGCCUCAGUGGUACUGCUUCUGUUAGGUACCCCAGUUUUGUUUUUAGAAUCCACAUCAGAUGGCUCGGAACUACCUGCAAUUCCCGGUCCAGGAGAUCUGAUACAUUAUUCUGUCUUCCUUGGGCACCAGGUAUGUAAAUGGUGUAAAGAAAUACAUGCAUUUUAUAUAUUUUUAUAUGUUGUAUAUAUUUUAAUUACUAAAAUAACAAACUUGAAGAAAAACCUUUUAAAAAUAUAGAGUCAGGCUAGAGAGAAUUGUAUAGCAGCUAAGAGCACUGUCCGUUCUUCCAGAGGUCCCUGAGUUCAAUUCCCAGCAACCACAUGGUGGCUUACACUGGGAUCUCAUUCCUUCUUCUGGCAUGCAGGUGUUCAUGCAGAUAGACCACUCAUACAUAAAAUAAAUCUUUAAAACAUAUGGAGUCAUUUUCAUAUAUAUGGUUUAAGGACAUGCAUGUGCUUUUGUGUGUGUGUGUGUGAAUACAUAUUGUAAAAAGGGCUUUAUGUAUUUUUUUCUCUAAAUUUAAAUAAAAAUUUAAUUUAGGUGUACAAUUGUAACAGUGUUCUGGAAUGGGGUCAUGUGAGAAGAAUUCUGAAUGUGUGAGAACACACCAAGAAUACAAGAAAAGAUUCUUGUGAUCUCAGUUUCUUCAAAACACAGAAUUGUUCCUGAAAUGUGUUUCUGUGCUCCUCCCGGGUAUAGUGGAUAAGAGUUUUGUUCAGAUAAGUCAUUAUUGCUUGCUGUUGCUUUUCAAUUAAAUGUUAAACUAACCUUUAUGGAAAAGCUUGUUUUCCAUGUCUGGCUUGUCCUACAGCUUGAAGUCAUGAAAACUUGACUCAUAUGACCUUUCUUAACUCUCAGAAUAUAAAUAUGUAGGGCCCUGAAUAAAGUUGACUAUUUCUUUCAUAA